Messenger RNA from Peronospora matthiolae, 2769 nucleotides. Lineage: Eukaryota; Oomycota; Peronosporomycetes; Peronosporales; Peronosporaceae. The record is from the annotation of a GenBank genome assembly.
AUGUACAGUGGUCCCGCAACCCAUUUAGUGGCUGGACGACGGGGGAGCGUGGGGUUGGCCCAAGGCGCGACGGCCGAAGACUCGUGUGCGUUCGUCGACACGUUGAUCCGCACAGUCCAGCGUCGCCUGCAGUCGGAAUUAGGCUUCCAAGAGCUCGUCGUGUCGUCGGGCGAAGAAGCCUCGGAAACCGACUCGAGUCGCACGCACAAGCAAGUCGACAGUUCUAUGCCGCAUGAUAGGUCGUCGGUACAAGGUACCGAUAGCGACUCGCACCCCUGGCCCGCUACGGCCGCCAGUACGCGGCAGCUGGUAUCCGGGAAAGACGCGCCCCGUCGCACGAGCGUCGCCUCGUCUGCUUGCAGCGACUGCAGCAAAGGGACCGUGUAUGUCUCGAGCGGCUAUGCGUCGAAACAGCGGGUGUUGGUGAUCGUACCUUACCGGGAAGCUGGCAUCUGGAGUCGCAGCAUUUGCAUGAACCAAUUCGACAGCGACAGCGACAGUGGGUCCAUGAUGUCGUACCUGAAGAAAGCGCUGAGCGAGGACUACGGCGUGGUGAUUCUAAACCCAGCCGCCCAGAGUUGCCACCCGAGAGCGCACGUCGAGAGUGCGUGGGACCAUUUGAUUGCGCCGUUGCAGAGCGACGUGUUCAUUGUCGCGUUUUCCCGCGGCGCCCAGAUGGUGUUGCACCUGUUGAACUACGACAAUGGAGCCGGCGUGAUGCAGGACCGCGUCAAGGCACUGGCGCUCGUUGAACCGUCGCAUUACGUAAGUGACAGCGAUUCGUACUUUGCACGGCGCAUGCUCGCGCGCCGAGCAGUCGCGUGGAUCCUGAACGCCGACAUUGACGUGGGCUGCAAGAUCCCGCAAGGCCACGCGCGUCACGGCUGCGUCUGCGUCUCGGCGGGCACCGUGCCGUCCAAUGUGUUGGGCAGCAGUGGCGCGUAUGCGCUCGAGAUGGUCAAGAGCUCGGUCUUUGGCUCGUUUGCCGCCCGGGAUGGUGAAGCCGCGGGCAUUACCGUGAACGCGAGCAAGAUCAGUGCGUGUGGCAUCUGCCACCGGAAACUCACGAUGCUCAAUCGCCGCAUCCCGUGCUCGUGGUGUGAAGUCAAGUACUGCAGUCGCUGCUGUGAAGACAAGUUCGUGCCGGCGUUUGGCAGCUGGCGCGUCUGUUCGCUCUGCCAGUCGCUGCCGUGCUUGAUUGAUCCGCGUCGGAAGAACCGCAGUGCCAAGAACCACACGAGUCCAACAGCUGCGUCCCAGGAACGCUGCAGUGUCUUUAUCCGUCCGAUGGCCGAUGAUGAUGAUCCUGUGUGUUUGGGGGACUUUGAGAUUGUCAAGCUUGUAGGACGCGGCGCCUGUGGCCGCGUCAAGCUCGUGCGCAAGAAACACGGCUAUGAUGAAGGUGUGUUUUACGCCAUGAAGGCUAUUCGCAAGAAACUGAUGAUUCAGCGCGGGCUCGUGGAAGCCACGAAUGCCGAGCGGCGGAUUCUCGAUCGGAUCAAACAUCCCUAUGUCGCGACGCUGUGCUAUGCUUUUCAGACGAAAGCAAAGCUGUACUUGCUGUCCAAGUAUUAUCCUGGAGGCAAUUUGCUGGACCAGAUGCGUCUGGCACGGAGGUUUGCCGAAGAUCGCACGAGGCUGUAUACUGCCGAGGUGGCGCUGGCCAUCCGUCAUUUGCACCAGAAUGAUAUUAUUUAUCGCGAUCUCAAGCUGGAGAACGUGCUGGUGGACUCGGACGGUCACGUGGCGCUCACCGAUUUUGGCAUGUCGAAAGAGAACAUGCCUGAAAAGGGGCGUACGUCGACGUUUGUGGGCACGUAUCAGAUGAUGGCGCCCGAGGUGUUUAGUGGCAAGUCGUACUCGCGUGCUGUGGAUUGGUGGGCUCUGGGUGUCAUGGUGUAUGAGAUGAUUGACGGUCGUACGCCAUUUAACGCAAAGACGAAUCGCCUCAUCAAAGAGCGCAUUGUCAAUGUGGAUUUGAAAUUUUCACCUCGUUUUACCGAAGACGCAAAGGACUUUGUGUCGAAAUUGCUCACAAAGAACGAAGCGGCCCGACUGGGUUCGGGCGAGAAGGGCUUUGAGCAAAUUAAGUGCCACCCGUGGUUCAAGGGACUUGAUUGGGACAGUGUUGAUCGAAAAGAAGCGUUGUUUGAGGGUCAAUAUGCACUCAUGGAAAAGCACGCGAAAGAGUACCGGACUGAAGACAUUUUUGAGACGUACAUGAAUACGACAGAGGUCCCUAUUGAUACGCCCGCGUCGGCAAAGAGCUCGAAUGACGAGCUGUUUAACGAUUUUGCGUUCAACUACAUGGACGGUCCCGACGAAGAGCAGCGCGAUGUUCCUGAACCGGAUGAGGAGGGCAAUGGAGAGACCGCGUCGUCGCCGAUGUCGGCUAGUGACACCAGUUCCGAGAGGACUUCAAAGCCCCGACCACUCACGGUGAGGGAGGACAAGAUGCUGGACACGUUUUUGUCAACGAGUGAGUCGCAUUUCGAUCUCACUUUGUUGCGGCCGAAUCGGGCCGCUGACUUUGGCGUGUCAGCCUGCUCGCUGAGCUCUGGAGGAACUGACAAUGAGAAUGCCGAGCCGGUGGAGCAUUUGGAUGACGAGCUCCUGGCAAUAAACGAAGAUGCGAAAGAAAUAGAGACGGCCGACAAGAAGAACCCACCGAGUCCUACUAAGACACAGCCAGUGUCUCCCUCAAGCUUGGACAGCAACCACAGCUCGGAUGUCGACUCGGAGCGAACGAAAACCGGGACAGACGUGUGA